GAAAAAGCAACCCUGUCCAUAUCUAUACAUAGUUAAGCAACAUUCGCGCUACUGAAACCAACUCACGCAUGCAAUAAUUUAUUUUUCCGAUCCAAUCCCAUAUCUGAUUCCGUAUCUAGAUGGCCGCUCUCUCCGAUCGCCGUCGCGUACUCCCGGCGGUGGACGGUGUCGACACCCACUCUCUGGCUGAGUCCAUUCCUAACAACCACCUUGAGAAGCACCGGCGAGUCGCCGGAAAAAACGGCCACCGGCAUCGCCCUGCUCGGCAAAGCUCUUUCAGGAAAGAUAUUGGUCAUGUCGCCUCGGAGACCUACUUGAUUACACGUCUCGCCUUCACGCUUCUUCGGUAUCUCGGGAUUGGUUCCCGUUGGAUUACAAAAUUACUUGCCCUUGGAUGUUAUGCCAUGCUACUUAUGCCUGGUUUCCUACAAGUUGCAUAUUAUUAUUACUUCUCAAGCAAGGUAAAGCGAAGCAUUGUUUAUGGAGAUCAGCCUAGAAACAGGUUGGAUCUGUAUCUACCUGCUGAUAUCAGUGAACCUAAGCCAGUUUUGAUAUUUGUAACUGGGGGAGCAUGGAUUAUUGGGUAUAAAGCAUGGGGCUCACUUUUAGGACUACAGUUGGCAGAAAGAGACAUUAUGGUGGCAUGCAUUGAUUACAGAAAUUUUCCUCAAGGAACUAUCAGUGACAUGGUGAAUGAUACUUCUCAGGGAAUUUCCUUCGUCAUCAACAACAUAGCCAAUUAUGGAGGCGACCCUGAUAGGAUUUAUCUAAUGGGGCAAUCUGCCGGUGCUCAUAUUUCUUCUUGUGCUUUGCUGGACCAAGCAACCAGAGAAUCUAGAAAAGGAGAUAGUGUUUCUUGGAGCAUUUCCCAGAUAAAAGCUUAUUUUGGUUUAUCUGGAGGAUACAACUUGUUGGAUUUAGUUGAUCACUUCCACAAUCGAGGCUUGUAUCGUUCCAUCUUUUUAAGCGUAAUGGAAGGUGAACAAUCUUUGAAGAAAUUUUCUCCUGAAAUCAAAAUUCAAGAUCCAUGCAUCAAAUGUUCAAUUCCUCUCUUGCCCCCUAUAAUUUUAUUCCAUGGGACUGCAGAUUAUUCCAUACCAUCAGUUGCCAGUGAACGGUUUGCUGAUGCUCUUAAGAAGGCAGGGGCAAGAGCUGAGCUUAUUCUGUAUGAUGGGAAAACUCAUACAGAUUUGUUUCUCCAAGAUCCACUUCGAGGUGGUAAAGAUGACCUAUUUGAUCAUGUAGUUGGUAUCAUACAUCCCAAUGACAGUGAUGCUCUUGCAAAGGACGGCACUGCACCCACAAGAAGACGGCUUGUUCCUGAGAUUUUAUUAAAGUUGGCUCGCAUGAUCAGUCCCUUCUAAGCUUUGCAACUGUCAGGGUUCUCAUCAUCAAUUGGCCUUCACUUGUUCAUAUAGUAUUUAUUGUAUUUCUCAUUCAUGAACUUCUCCUCUGGCUAUAGUAUGCAUAUACCUCAAACUCUUCAUUCAUUGAGUCACAUAGUUCUUAGGAGAAAUAGAUUGAGGUUACUUAAAAAUUUAGAUCCUAUCAAAAUGCGAGGUGUUACCUAGGUCUUCAUGUUACAUUCACUUUUAUGUAUUGAAUAGGUUGAGGUUCCUUAUAAAUUUAAAUCCUGUAAGAAUUGAGGUGUUACAGAUCUUGAUGUUACAUUAACUUCAUAUAUUAAAUUUGAUUAUUC
Molecule: messenger RNA, 1699 nt
Organism: Gastrolobium bilobum
Lineage: Eukaryota; Viridiplantae; Streptophyta; Magnoliopsida; Fabales; Fabaceae
Product: isoprenylcysteine alpha-carbonyl methylesterase ICME-like
Exons: 11
Coding region: 120-1364 (414 amino acids)
Source: RefSeq, a predicted model, not a curated record